AUGGUCGGUACUUUUAUUGGUCUCGCUUUUGACCCCACCCAGGCUGCUAUAUAUAGGCGGUCUGCGAAGAAGAAUCGUGAUGGGGAGAGUUAUGGUAAGCCGGUCCCAGAGGCCCGUCUGUAUUCUUCUAUACCGGGCAGUCUGCUCUUCGCGGCUGGCAUUGGAUGUACUGGUGUGGGAAUCUAUACGAUCUUGAUGGCCGUUAAUAACUUUCUCAUCGAUGGCUAUGAGAAAUAUGCUGCGUCGGCCUUAUCUGCUACCUUGCUGGGCCGAAACAUUAUUAGUGCUUUUGUACCGUUGUCUUCCACUGCGCUGUUCACGCAUUGGGGUAUGGCUGGGCCGGAACAUUGCUGGGGUUUAUCGGGCUUGCUCUCUCGUUCGUUCCUGUGGUGUUAG
Penicillium manginii is the source of this 396-nucleotide messenger RNA. RefSeq lists its product as uncharacterized. The coding region runs from base 1 to 396 and encodes 131 amino acids. The record is from RefSeq and is a predicted model, not a curated record. The transcript has 2 exons. Gene Ontology annotation, biological process: transmembrane transport. Gene Ontology annotation, molecular function: transmembrane transporter activity. Lineage: Eukaryota; Fungi; Ascomycota; Eurotiomycetes; Eurotiales; Aspergillaceae.